AUGGCUUUGACACCGGAACUGGCCGACAAGAUCGAAAAGGUGCUGGCAGCUGCCACUGGCGGGGCCCUUGUCCGUAGCAUGGAGAGAUGCUACAGCAUGCUGAUGGAAGCGGGGUUGCUCUACCAUCAGAAGGUGCACUCCAGCUUUAUCGGGGUGCAUCCUAGCAAUCGUGAUGGCUGCGGAGUUUCCGCAAAGCACGUGCAUGAACUCCUUGCUGACCUCGUCGGUCUAGGGUGGAGCACCUCGGAGUUUCGAGGGCUCUGCGUGGAAGUCUCAGAUUCCGAACGCUCCGAUGUGUUUCGCUGGAACCAAGAGUUGGCGGAGAACUCGGAGGGACGAGUUCCCGGCUUUCCGUCCGAAACCCACCUCAAGUUUGCCACACUGGCAGGAUCACACACUAAUCAGGUGUUGCGGUGCUUCCUGCACAAAGUUCCCAGCGAUGCUGGUAAGGCUACGGAGGGAGGGCGACUGAGCCUGGAGAGCCUCCAAAGAACGGAUCCCGACUUCCACGCCGCAUGCACAGAAGGAGCUGUAUGGCGCAUCGUAUCGAAGGUAGUACCACAACGUUUUCCGAGCUUUUGUCAGCUCGCCCAAUCAGCUGCCAAUGCUAGCGGGCACGUAGCGAGAGAAGAGUCAGAACUUCAGUUGUGUCGGAAGAUUCACGGGGAAGUGGCACGGCACAUGGGCCUGGGGAAAAGCACCGUCAAUUACGUGGACGUGAAAGACGCAGUUCUCCGUUCCAAACCCAGGAGUGCCGGGACCGUUCCUGCCUUGUUUGUGUUUACUCUUCGUUACUCCGGCGGCCAGCAUGCUCACCUCCUACAAGAAACGGAAAAAUUUGUGCGAGCACACGGCUUCAACAGCCGGAUGCUUGGACCGGAAAUUUUUGAGGCACUCAACACCGAGGUGAAGGUGAAUGACCCUGGGGCGCAAGUUCGCCACAUGUUGUUGCACUUCGCUUAUGGUGUGGAGGAUGGCCGGGCCCUUUCCGUGUCCGAUGUGAAGAAAACGUUCUCCGCCGGGAUGGCUGGCAAGCGAGAGGAAGCGACCAGAUUGCUCGAGGCAUGCAAGGCCCUGUGUGUUCAGCAUACCGUCCAGCCGGCAAUUGCGCUGAAGGCGGUGGGCUAUCUCCAAGUGAACAUGGUAGCAGUUUUGCUAGAGAAAAAAAAGUUCAAAAAGCACGCAAGCCUGCAGCAAGCUGCGGAACAGUUCGUGAAGGAAAUCCAAGAGGCAGCAAACCUGGCGCAUGAGCUUGACGAUCAAGGCAGAAACAAAGACGACAUCCGCCUUCGAGCUGCGGGUUAUGAGGUCGGCCAGACCGUGUUGAGGAAGAGUGAUUCCUCGACGGGGAAGAUCGAAGCCAUGACCGCUUCCGAGGUGUCGCUGCAGGUGGAAGGCGAGAUUGUGACGGUCGCGUCCGAGAGCUUUUUAGCAGGCGAGUGGCGACCUUACGCAUCCAAGGAGGAGGCUGUUCCUGUCGCCUUCGAAGCAUCGCUCCCGGUGAACUCUUCGGAGUUCUUGCUGGCAGAGGCCAAGGCGAGGAUUCUCCAGCAGAUCCGUGCAGACGAGGCUUCAGGGUCGGCCCACUACGGCAACCUGCAGCUUUUCCUCAAACCAGGCAAUGUAAAGGCAGGAAAAAGGUUUGAGAAGUCUGAGCUGGUUCUGGUCCCCAGCACACAUCGCAUCGAUUUCAAAAAGCCUGGGUCCGCAAGUGCCGGAGCCAUCGUUGCAGGCCUCGUGGACAUCAAAGGGUGCACGUACGAAGUGAAACUCAAGAUGACGGCGGAUGCCACAUGGCAAAUUCCGUUUGCCAGGAACACAAAGGUGAUCAACGCGGGAGACAGCCUGGUGUUGGGAAAAAGAGUGCUUGUGCAGAUGCAGAAGCAUGCCGAUUGCAUGCAGAGUUGUUGCACGAUUGCGGGCAGCACUCAUUUUGGACUUGUGUUGUUGGCGGCUGCAGGGCUCGAGGCUCGCAGACUGCGAAUCAACAGCCGAUCUUCGUGCUCAUCUCUACAGAUACACGUGGCGCCCAUGGCCAAGCCGUGCCGGGUGGACCAGGUGUGGUCGAUCACGGGUGGAAAGUUAAAAAAGAAGUCGACGUGGCUUGUGAAAACGAAAGUGGUUGAAGACAGGCUGUUCGUGCUCAUUGAUAAAUGGGACCGUCACUUCAUACAAUUCGUGACCGGCCAUCCCCUUGAGCUCAGGAAGGAGAAGGAUCCUCACCAUCUCUCCAUUCCAGCGUAUCAAGACCUCUUGGACUUGCGGCAGAGCGCCUGCGACGAGCUCUACAACAAGCACCUUCGCGAUGCUGCAGCGAUCGCGGGAGACGCCGAACCGCGGCACAGGAAUGCCAGAGAGGAGGACUUGUACCUCGCUGGACGCAUCGUGGACAUGAGAUGUCCGGCAAUCAACCGUGCGGAGGAGGAGAUGCCUGCUCAGAUCAUUUCGGCAUUAUGGUCCGUGAAGGAUCCCGUGCUGUGGAUUGAACUAGCACCGCAAAACCUCGACUACAUAGCCCUGUUCAUGCGACAGGGCUUGGCAGCGCAUAUCGAGAAGAACGAACAAUCUCGUCGUCGGAAGAAGCUUCGGGGGGAUGUGGACGACGUGGUGGUCAAACCUUCGCCCAAAAAAAAGAAUCGCCGAAGCCGCAAGCGCAAGGCAGCACAUGUCGAAGAAGAAGAAGAAGCAGAAGAAGAUCCGGAGGCAAUCCAGAACGAAGCCCCGCCCCCGGCCCCGUCGUCUCCCCGGGACUCCGAUGCACAGGAAGACGACGACUCUUUUGAGGCACUUCUUCGAUCCUAG
Molecule: messenger RNA, 2802 nt
Organism: Symbiodinium sp. CCMP2592
Lineage: Eukaryota; Dinophyceae; Suessiales; Symbiodiniaceae
Source: the annotation of a GenBank genome assembly